AUGUUCAUUUUUGUUUUGAUAAUACUUCUUAUAAUUGAUUCCAUUCAAUUGGUAACUGCACAAGACUGUGGUCCUAAUGAAAUCAAAGUUGAUUGUGCUUCAUCAUCAUCAUGUCAACCAUCUUGUAGAAAACCUAAUGGAGUACUUUGUCCACGUAUUUGUGAUCUAAAUUCAUGUGUAUGUAAGGAUGGUUUUGUACGAGACGAUGAGCAUGAUCUAGAAUGCAUUGAACAAACACAGUGCAAUACAGAUAACACUAGACUUUCAUCACAAUGUGGUCUAAAUGAGGUAGCUAUUGAUUGUGCACCACUUCAGACAUGUCAACCUUCAUGUGAUAAUCCUGAUGGAACUAUAUGCCCUCGUAUUUGCAGAAAUGUAACGAAAGCUCCAAUGUGUAGUGAGAAUGAAGAAUAUAGCAAUUGUACGAAUCCAUGUCAACCAUCAUGUGAAGAACCGAACCGAGAACCUUGCGAAACGUUACGUUGUUCAGAAGGUUGUGUAUGUAGUCAAGAUUAUCUUCGUACUACAAAUGAUAUGUCAAGUCCAUGCAUAAAAUGUACGAAUUAA
Messenger RNA from Rotaria sp. Silwood1, 567 nucleotides. The record is from the annotation of a GenBank genome assembly. Lineage: Eukaryota; Metazoa; Rotifera; Eurotatoria; Philodinida; Philodinidae.